GGCUUGUUGGGUCAAUUCACACCCAAAUCCCCAAACACAACAUUAGAAACAAGUACUACGUUGCAGCUUCCAAGGAUAUUUCAUCUCUCUCUCUCUACACAUAACAACUACAUGUGUUGUCAGUGACAUAAACCCAACCCAAUGCAGGAAAUACACUCCAUAGGAGGAGCCAGGUUCUUCUCCGGCGCCGCCGACCGGAGGCUCCGUCCCCACCACCAGAACCACCAGGCCCUCAAGUGCCCCCGCUGCGACUCCCUCAACACCAAGUUCUGCUACUACAACAACUACAACCUCUCCCAGCCCCGCCACUUCUGCAAAAACUGCCGCCGCUACUGGACCAAGGGCGGCGUCCUCCGCAACGUCCCCGUCGGCGGUGGCUGCCGCAAGUCCAAGCGCUCCUCCAAACCCCCCUCCGACUCCGCCCCUCCUCCCCCGCCGGACCCCGACCGCUCCAGCAGCGACAGCUCCACCCUCACCGCCACAGCCACCACCCACAGCCACAGCCACAGCCACAUGCAACACUCCGUUUUGGAGACCACUCCUCUGGACCAACCCUCAGGAACGGACUCCGCUGCUAUUUUCUCGGAGAUUGGGCCUUUCACUGCUUCUUCUUCGAACGACUCCUUGGCCUUCGCCUUCCCCGAUGCGUCGUCGUUUCCGUGGCAGCACCCCAAGCGUGACGAGGAAUUCAGCUCCUUGCUCGAUCACACCGUUGAUUUCUCCGCGAAACCCCCCCACGCUGCAUUCGGACCCUUGGAUUGGCACGCCACCGCAGAUCAAGGUUUGUUCGACCUUCCUAACGCCGUUGAUCACGCUUACUGGACCCACUCUCACUGGUCUGACAAUGACAAUUCUACUCUCUUUCAUCUCCCCUGAAUUCUUCCAAUCUUACCUUUUUCUUUUUUCUUUUUUCUUUUUACUUUCUUAUAUAAUUUAACCUUCAACCAGACCAAACCAAAGUGAAGACAAGAUCCAAGGAAGGACUUGGUAUAUUUAAUCACCAGCUGUAUAUUUUUUUUUAAUUUAUAAAUUUGGGGGGUGAUUCAGCUUGAUUUUAAUUAGUGAUUGAUGUGCAUGCACGACUAACUUUCAUGUUAGUUUCUUUUUCUUUUUUUUCGAGUUCACGUUUUAAUAUAUGUAUGUGGAAUUUGAUUGAUUAACAGAGAAGAUAUAGCAGGGUGUUUUAAUAUUCA
Cajanus cajan (pigeon pea) is the source of this 1193-nucleotide messenger RNA. Its product is annotated as dof zinc finger protein DOF5.4. Gene Ontology annotation, biological process: regulation of DNA-templated transcription. Lineage: Eukaryota; Viridiplantae; Streptophyta; Magnoliopsida; Fabales; Fabaceae. The record is from RefSeq and is a predicted model, not a curated record. Gene Ontology annotation, molecular function: DNA-binding transcription factor activity; DNA binding.